CACGCUCGCGCCACCGAUCGACAAUUUUUUAUUCACGCUGAUCUCUAGGAAUAUUUUAUCAUCCCUCUUGGGCGCUACCCGCCGCGAACAAGUAGGCACCAACUUAAACACAGAGCGUACCGUUUUACGAUAGUUGGUCAAUCGGCGGCGGCGGCGGCUAUUUAGUGGCCGGGAAAAUUUUUCAAGUAAAUAAUAACGUGUAUAUAAAAAAAAAAAAAAAGGACGCGAUACUGUGAGUGUGUGCGUGCGUGUUGCGUAGGUCCGUGCGUGCGUGUGUGCUCGUUUGCCGUGAGUGCGCGCUUUUCUCUUUCAUCUGCGGGCCCGUUCUCUAUUCGGAUUUCUUCGAUUUCCGAUUAAAUUUAGGUUAUAAAAUUUGUUGGUACCUUGUCGUCGUCGACGUUCUUGUUGAUUUUUUUUUCUCCCCCCGAGCUUCCGAGCUUUUUCUUGAUAACAGUGUUUUUGCGCGAAUUUCAAAACUUGUGUGUUCGGAUACUGUUACCGGCCGUCGUAGUUUUACACUUCACCCAUCAACUGCCGCCGGUCUCGAGAGCUGUUGUAAAAAUAUGGCGCCAUUUUUCCGUACGCGUUAAAGUCCGCUCUGCCAUCCACCGCCGCCGCUUUGGAAACGCCAAAACGAAAAACUAUAGUUUCUAACAGCAUUUCGGUUUCUAUGUGAAAUUACAUCUAGCAAUAAUGAGUACAGAAGUAGAUGAAGCACUAGCUACAAAAGUUGAUGAAGUGGAAACUGAUGGAAGUGCUGUUAAGCAAGAGCUUACCAAUGUAGACGUAUUGGUAUGUGGUCUAUGCCAUAUAGGAUUUCAUUUUGUAGAAGAAUUUCAAGAUCAUAAACUUGGAGGAUGUAAAAAAAUAUCUGCAUUUCGAGACCAAAAUACCUCGGAUAACAAACCGCAGAUUCUUGGAUUUUUACUAUGGAAAAAUUCUCAAACAAAACAAAUAGCAGAAAAUCAAGAAGCAUGGAAAGUGUAUCAAAUGUGGUGUGUUCUACCUGAAAGCGUAAAAAACUGUUGGAUACAAGCUGGCAAAACUAUUAAUACUUAUGAUGAGCUAGCUAAAACUAUUCCUAACAAGGUUAUUAAACUUGAUCCAAGUGCAUCAAAUGGCAAUAUAGAUGAACAGCCUUCACUGGGUAUGAAACCUAGUGGGGAAUUUCCUUCAGGCCAAGAGUUUGUAGUUGAAAGAGUUGUUGCACGCCGUUUUAAUCAGAAAAAAAGACAAUUUGAAUAUUUAUUAAAAUGGGAAGGUUAUCCCCCUGAGCAGAAUACUUGGGAGCCGGCAGAUAAUAUGUCUGCUUGUACUCACCUUAUAAAGCAAUAUGAAGAUACAUUAGUAAAAAAUGGUACUGUUUCUACCCCAGGAAAGAGGGCAGGACCUGGACGUCCACGAAAGAUUGAGCAGAUCCAAAAUAUUGUUAAACCUAAAGUAUCUCCACAAGUACAAGUUGAACAAAUUGGAAUAGCUGGGAGACCAGUUCGUAGCAGUAAACAAAAAGCAUUGGAUCAAGUUAAAUAUUGGUGUGGUACAAUGAAAGCCAAUGAAGAAGUUAUUGAAAGUAAACCUUCUCAACCAAACAUUCUAAAACGUGAUUACAUUAUGUUAGAAGAAGAUGAAGAAGACGAAGACACUCCUGUGUUAAAGAAAAAAUAUUUUCAUCCCGAUUCUGAGGAUGAAGAUUGGGAUGAUCCAUCAUUACAUAAAUCUAAUGCAUCAGUUAGUGAAAAUGAAGAUCCUAACCCAAAUAGUGGGAAAAUUACUAUUAGAAGUCAACUAACAAUGGAGGAACGCAUAAAGUUUAAUGUUUCAAGAAGUAUCACAAGAACAUCAGUAUUUCCUGUGUUAAAACGAGAAGAACGGAUUAAAAAAAUUAAAACGCACUUAGCUCAUUUUAACAAUUAUCAUAGAAAUUCUGAUUUAGGUUUCUUGCAAAUUUCACCACAUUUAACUCAAGUAACUUUAGCAUCAUCGAAGGGUUUUGUGAAAUUAGAAACUAAUCAAGUUCCACAAUCAGGCAUAUAUAUAUAUUCUAACAAUGAAGGAUUUACUAGAUUAAAUGUAAGUGAUAAGACUCAAAGUAUGAUGUUAAUGAUGAAGAAUAGGGAUGAUCCAAAAAAAGGCAAAGUGGUAUAUAUUGAUGGAGCUCAAGUUCUGCAACCACAAAAAAAAACUCUUGACCUAACCAAAGCUAGAGAGGCUGUAAACCAGUCAUCUCCUUUAAUGAAAUCCUAUGCUAAUAAGAAACCAUUUGUUCCAACCACAAAAAUUCAAGCUGCUGUAAAGCCUAGACCAUUUUUACACAAAGUUGCUGCUGCUAAUCCAGAGUUUGAAAAAUCAUUGCUUCAGAAACAUCAAGGUUCUCCAGGAAUGAAACCUCAUCAUAGUAAUAUGACAUUUGUUCCUAGACGUACUCUUAAUAACAGAGUAGUCCAACAAGGUGCUUACGCUUAUAACGCCCUAGAGCAGUUAGAAUUUUGGGAAGACACGGCAUCCGACACUGAUGACGGCGGCCUGUCGGACCAUUUCCCAUCAGAAGACGUUUCAAUUCCACCUAAUAGUCCAAAUAGACCAUUAACACUUUGUCCUACAACUGGAAAAAGGUUAAUGAAAGCUGAAGGCGAAAAAACGCCAGAGCCUACUCCACCAUCAAGCCCUAAAACAAUGAUAACUAUUGAUGAAUCAUCUUUGAUGGGUAGACAACAUGACAAUUCUUCGUUACCAACAAUAAUUAAAUUGGAACCUGGAACUGGACAUUUAGGAAAUCAAAAUCCUAUGAUGUCUAUUGGUGAACCUGAAAAAGUAAACAUUAAUCGUACACCUCAGAUGCAACAUCAUCAAGCUAGACAAAGUUUUGUUAACUAUAAAGACAUUCCAGCUGCUUCAAACUCUGGCUUACGUAUGAAAAAAACUAAUUCUAGACCCAAUAAUAACAGUAAUAAAUCGCUACAUGUGAGCUCUGGAAUUACAAAAUCCCAUAGUUCUCUAAACGUUCCAGCUCGAAAAAUACAACAGAAACAACAGCAACAUCAACAACAACAACAACAACAACAACAACAACAACAGCAACAACAACAUCAUCAUGAACAACAAAUUACUCAACCUUUCCCAGGACAACAGGCUAUACUGACAGAUGAAUCUGGUCGAUUAAUAUUGUCUGCUGAUGAUACUGAGAGUAUGAUUACUAUAACAGGAGAUGAUGGCAUGCUCUAUCAGGUAUCUGCUGCCCAGUUAGCUGCUAGUGGAGGUACAGUGUUAUUAGCUGGAAAUGAAGGAGAUGGACAACAGUGUGUAUACCUUACUGAAGAUAGUAAUAGUAUGAUGCAAACCAACCAAAAUCAAGAAGGGAUGUUAGCAUUGGAUGAUUUUGGCAAUACCGUUGGUCAACUAAUGCCUCAUCAGCUUGACUUGGGAAAUUUGGUGACUGAUGAUGCGGGAAAUAUGUAUAUGAAAGAUAAUGAAACUGGUCAAUAUGUACCUGUAUCAGCAACAGAACAAGGAGGUCAAGUUGUUAUACAAACAAAUGAAAACUUCACACAAGAACCUACACAAGUUAUACAAGAAGAAUCAGAUCAAUUAGUAGCACAAAUUGUUGAUGCUGGAGAGCCAACUCCUGGAGGUGGUCCACGAAGAGUUGUGUUGCAAUUACCUGAUGGUAACUUAAUGGUAACUGAAAUGGACGAAGAACAGUUUGCUGCUUUGGAAAUGGAUAAAUAGUAUACACUAUAGAAUACUAUUGACUUCAAUACCAAUUUUUUUUUUUUUUAGUUAUUUUAACAAUAUUGAAUAACUCAAUUAUUAAUAUACAUUGUUAUAUUUUAUUUGUAUUAAUAGUAUGACAUUAUAUUUUAAGGUUUUUAAAAUCUUAUGUAUGACUGAUUCAAAUUGAAAAAAGCUAAAAAAUGUUUUGUUAUUGUAAACAAUACGAUAAAUGAUCUAGAUAUAUAUUUUACCCCUAAUGAUAAGUUUAUAUUAUUUCAAUGGGAUAUAAAAAAUGUAUAUUUACAAAAUUAAGGUUAAUUAUAAUAUAUUUUUUUUCAUUUCUUAACUUUUAUUGGUUCAGUUCUUAACUUAUCGUCAUUAAAACUAUUUUAACAAAAAAUGAAAAUGUAAUUUUUUAUUUAAUUAUUUUGGAAAUAUGUUUAGUGAAUUAGUUUUUUUUAUUUAAUCACUUGUUUAAAUAAAAAAAAAUAAACACUUGUAGAUUUUAUGUAAAUAAGUAUGGUUUUGGUUGUUACUUUAAAAUCAAAACCAUUAUUAUUUAAAAGUACAUUAAUUUUAACAAAUGGAAUCAGUUAUGUAAAAUUUUCAUGUAUAUAUAGACUAGGUUUUAUGGAUAAAAUAUAUUUAUUUUAAUUUUAUACUAAAUAUUUUAAAAUAAAAUCUGAACUAAGUUCUCUUUUAUACAUGUACAUAUUUGGAAAUAAAGAAAUAUUAUACUUGAA
This is a messenger RNA of Rhopalosiphum padi (bird cherry-oat aphid), 4454 nucleotides long. RefSeq lists its product as uncharacterized. Gene Ontology annotation, molecular function: chromatin binding. Gene Ontology annotation, biological process: negative regulation of transcription by RNA polymerase II; chromatin organization. The transcript is spliced from 18 exons. Gene Ontology annotation, cellular component: pericentric heterochromatin. The coding region runs from base 694 to 3726 and encodes 1010 amino acids. The record is from RefSeq and is a predicted model, not a curated record. Lineage: Eukaryota; Metazoa; Arthropoda; Insecta; Hemiptera; Aphididae.